AUGAUCUCUGUCUUUGUCCCCACAGACUUCCAGAAGCCAAAUGUCUCCAAUAAGGAGGAAGCCGCUGCCAUUGAUGGUUUCUGUAACCACAGGAGGAGAUCCAGUCAUGACCAGGAGCAACUAGAACCUGUAUGGACUAAAGAAGAACAGGUGGAACAAGGUCCUCUAUGGGUUAAAGUGGAGGGGAAGGAUCCAGAACCUCUUUCGAUAAAAGAGGAAGAAGAGACACAAGAAUCUUCUCAGAUUGCAGAAGAAAUUGUAGAGCUUGAGGCAUCAUGGGGUUAUGAGGAACAAAGGGAACCAGAUCCACCACUGAUGAAAGAACAUGAGGAACCAAAAUCUCUUAUGAUGGACAGGGAAAAUGAGGAACCAGAUCCUUCAGUGCAGUCAGCUUUUUCAAUGGAGAGUUCUGCUCGAAAGGAAGUGUAUUUGAGAGAAAAGGAACAAGGAACUGAGAAGCUUUCAUUUAAUAUGUCUCCUUUAGUUAAGACUAAAGAUCAGAAGGAAAGCAGAUACACUGUGUCCGAGAGUCAGUCUGAAUCUGACACAGAGAAAAAGUCUUAUAAAUGUCACAUCUGUGGGAAAUUCAGUAAGACUAAAUAUGCCUUGAAAAUACAUUACAGAACUCACACAGGUGAAAAACCAUUUUGCUGUGAAACUUGUGGGAAGCGAUUAUCUUCGAGAAGUUCUUUAAAUGUUCACAACAGAAUCCACACAGGUGAGAAAACUUUUAUUUGUGAAAUCUGUGGGAAAAGGUUUGCUAGACGUAAUGAACUGAAGAUACAUCAGAGAAAUCACACUGGUGAGAGACCUUUUAUGUGUCAAAUCUGCGGAAGAAAUUUCUCUCAAAUUUGUUAUCUCAAUCUUCACAAACUAAAACAUUCAGGUGAGAGACCGUUUUCUUGUCAACAAUGUGGGAGAAGUUUCUUUACACGCAAUGAAUUGAAAGUACACCAGAGAACUCACACAGGUGAGAAACCUUAUUCAUGUGAAAUAUGUGGUAAAAGCUUUAUUCAACUUGGCAGACUGAAUGUUCACAAGAAACAAACACAUAAAAUCAGGGUGUCUGCAGGGUUUAAAAAGGUAGUUUAAGGAAAUUGUCAAAAUUUCUGUCUAUAAAAAAAAAAUUAAUCUGACAAAGUAUUUUUUAAAUUACCUCCAGUUGUAUGUUCCCCAUUGUGCUGAAUGCCUUUAAGCUAAAUAUACAUUAUUUAAGCUAGGCUCACAGUCUAGACCUGGUCCAUUCAAUCAUGAAGGUAGCCAGGCCAGCCAGACUGAAUAAAAGGGUGUAAUUCAGUCUAGUAAACUACCGUUGACUCUGGAUAAAUUUGGCUGGACCAAUCACAACGCGUGAGACAAGACUUUACGAUGCGUCACUUUCUUCCAGCAUGUCAGCACGAUGGGGACCGCAAUGAUGCCAUUUCUGAGAUCCUUAGUGAGAUCGAUCUGCUUUAAAAACCUCAUCAGACUUAGACUUUAUUGUCAUUUUGUUUGCACAUAGUGUAAACACCAAAAUGAAAUGAGGUGCA
Cyprinodon variegatus (sheepshead minnow) is the source of this 1529-nucleotide messenger RNA. RefSeq names its product zinc finger protein 879-like. The transcript has a single exon. The record is from RefSeq and is a predicted model, not a curated record. Bases 1 to 1092 code for a protein of 363 amino acids. Lineage: Eukaryota; Metazoa; Chordata; Actinopteri; Cyprinodontiformes; Cyprinodontidae.